UGGUUUUCGCGUGCAUAUUCCUCAUAUUUAAAACCUUCACUUCGUACGGCGUCAAGUGCGGCCAUCGUUCCAUAACCAUGCCAGCACCGACCAUCGGGUGCCAAAUUGCACCUGACUAUGAACACGACGACUCUUCCUCAGAUUCGGAAUCCACAAUUACGGAAGAGGAGGAAGCGGAGCAGGCUGACUCCCAGACUCAACGUGAAAGCGAUUUGAAUAUUGAAAAGGCAGAGACACAGCGCGAUGAUGGGGGAGUGCCGCCAACACGUCCAAACACGCUUCAACACGGGCGCCGCAAGAGCAGUCGGAGCCAACAACCACCACUAGAACCAGUAGGAUUCUGGCACUGGCAAAUGGCUGGAGUAAGACUCCAUGUCUUGAAGCUCUGGCUCAGAACAAAUGUUAUUCUCUCAGUUGCUAUUUUGGGGUUUUUGUGUCUUUUCUGGGGAGCACUGUUUAGACAGGACAAGUUAGUUCCUUCCCUUGGUGUGUGGGUUGUGGAUUUUGACGGGCAGGUCCCACCAUACCAAGACGUAAAUCCCUUUGUAGGGCCUUUCGUGACUCGAGCUGUUCAAAGCCUUGCGAAUUCCAAAGGGAUGCAUCCAGGUUUCACCAUCCGAUCGCCAGCAGACUUCGACAACGACCCCUUGAAAGUUCGGGAGAGCAUCUGGAACUUCCACGCCUGGGCCGCUAUUAUCAUCAACCCAAAUGCGACAGCCCUUAUCGAGGCCGCUGUGCUCCAGGGAAACUCCUCUUACGACCCUUUAGGGGCAGGCCAAAUCAUCUACAACACCGCCCGAGAUCAGGGAACGACCUCGAGUUACAUCGUCGCCUCGAUGACGAUGAUUCAAAAGAUUGCCGUCUCUAACUUUGGCCGGGAAUGGAUCUCUCAUCUCCUGCAAAACGCCUCGGCCUCGGAACUGAAUCUCGACACCGUCCCACAAGCCAUAUCUCCGGGCAUCGAAUUCACCAUCUACGAUCUCCGGCCGUUUGGGCCUCCCGUAGCUACCCCAGCAGUCAGCAUCGGCCUUAUCUACCUCAUCAUUCUCUCUUUCUUUAGCUUUACCUUCUUUCUUCCAAUCCAUAUGAAGUAUCUGUCCCCAAAAGGCCACCCGCCUCUCCACUUCCACCAUCUCAUCAUCUGGCGCUAUGUUGCAACCGUUGCGUCCUACUUCCUCCUUUCCUGUAUCUACUCGCUCGUCUCCCUCGCCUUUCUCAUGCCUAUGAGCAACCCACCAGCCUCUCAUGUGUGGCCGGCCAGGAACCCCUCAUCCUACCAUCGCGCGACUUUCGUGGUGUAUUGGAUGGUCAACUGGGUUGGAAUGACGGCAUUUGGGCUUGCGAGCGAGAACAUGGCCAUGUUGUUGGGGACGCCGUGGACAGCCUUGUGGCUUAUUUUCUGGGUGAUUAGCAACGUGGCGACGGGAUUUUAUGCACUGCCUCUGGCAUCGAGCUUCUACCGCUGGGGCUAUGCUUGGCCGAUGCAUAACGUGGUUGAAGUCACUCGCCAAAUCCUGUUCGACCUGCAUCCUCGCAUUGGCCUCAAUUUCGGCAUCCUGUUCGCCUGGUGUGCUAUCGACACCGCGCUUUUCCCUCUCUGCUGCUACUACAUGAGAUGGAAGACUAUGAGGGAGAAGCGAUUGGCGGCAAAGCGAGAGGCAGAAUGGAACGCGAAGAUGGAGAAAGAGAAUGAGCAGCCAAGUUUCCUGGCCAGGGUGACGACGCUGACGGGGAGAUCAGAGAGAAGUAGGAGUAUGGAAGCGAGCCAACCUGCUUGAAUAACUGUGUGUGCUAGAGAACGGAGCCUAGAGAGUUUGUGUUGCUGUGAACCGUGG
Messenger RNA from Lindgomyces ingoldianus, 1835 nucleotides. RefSeq lists its product as uncharacterized. The record is from RefSeq and is a predicted model, not a curated record. Bases 78 to 1778 code for a protein of 566 amino acids. NCBI's taxonomy places the organism in Eukaryota, Fungi, Ascomycota, Dothideomycetes, Pleosporales, Lindgomycetaceae. Gene Ontology annotation, cellular component: membrane. The transcript has 4 exons.